Cucurbita pepo subsp. pepo (vegetable marrow) is the source of this 2154-nucleotide messenger RNA. The record is from RefSeq and is a predicted model, not a curated record. Lineage: Eukaryota; Viridiplantae; Streptophyta; Magnoliopsida; Cucurbitales; Cucurbitaceae.
AAGCCUAGUUUUAAAGGUUUAAGAUAUUAUGAUUUCGGCUAAAAGAUAGAAGAUCAAGAACUCUUCAUAACCAGAUUUAAGAAAUUAUAAUCUCGACUCAAAGAUAGAGGAUCAAGAACCUUUCAUAAGUCUAGUUUAAAGGUUUAAGAUAUUAUAAUUUCGACUAAAAGAUAGAAGAUCAAUAACCCUGAAAUAAACUUAUUUCAUCCCGAAGUAAAUUGGAUACAACUUUCCUCCUCGAGAACCGAAGACUCUCUCUCCCCCCUUUCUCUCUCUAACUGAAUCCCAAAAGUCCAUGAAAAUGAUUAUAUAGCACAGGAGGAUGAGAAUUCAGAAUGCUUUUGAGGGUAACAUGGAAGGCAAAAAAAUGAAGAACAGUUGACAGUUCUAACACAAUUGCAGAGAGGUUGAGAGAAAGAGAGCUUACAAUUUUUGCUCUCCAAAAUGGUGGCUGCAAUCUGUAUUGUGCUGCUAGCUUUGCUGCUACACUCCCCCUCGCCGCCAUGCACCGCUCUCAACCUCAGUCUCCCCGGCCAGCAUCCGAGCCCUGAACUGGUUGCUCAAGAAGUUCACAGGAAAGUGAAUGAUUCCAUAACAAGAAGGCGACUGAUCCAAAACUCAGAGAACGACGAAUCUUCUUCCUGCUACACCGGAAACCCCAUCGACGACUGCUGGAAAUGCGAUUCAAAUUGGCCAAACAACCGCCAACGCCUCGCCGAUUGCGCCAUAGGAUUUGGCCAGUACGCUUCAGGAGGGAAGAACGGUGAGUUCUACGUCGUCACAGAUGACUCCGACGAUGAUCCAGUCAAUCCAGAGCCCGGGACAUUACGAUACGCCGUUAUACAGCCACAGCCUCUCUGGAUCGUCUUCCCCGCCAAUAUGCUCAUCAAACUCUCACAGGAACUCAUCUUUAACAGCUACAAAACCCUAGACGGCCGGGGCGCCAACGUCCACAUCGUCGGCGGCGGUUGCAUCACCUUGCAAUACAUAAGUAACGUCAUUAUCCACAAUAUCCACAUCCACCAUUGUUAUCCAUCAGGGAACACCAUGGUCCGAUCAAGUCCGACGCAUUACGGAUACCGUACGAAAUCGGACGGCGACGGGAUCUCGAUCUUCGGGUCUAAGGACAUAUGGAUUGACCAUUGUUCGCUCUCGCAUUGCAAGGAUGGGCUGAUUGAUGCGGUGAUGGGCUCCACCGGAAUCACGAUUUCAAACAAUUAUUUCUCGCAUCACGAUGAGGUUAUGUUACUAGGUCACAGUGACAGCUACUCGCCGGACUCCGGAAUGCAGGUGAAUUCCCCCUCCCUUUUUCCUUGUUCUCCCUUUUUUUUUUUCAAAUUAACACUAAAUUCUAUGAUCCAACUCAAGGUAACAAUAGCAUUCAACCACUUCGGCGAGAAGCUUGUGCAAAGGAUGCCACGGUGCCGGCGAGGCUACAUCCACGUGGUCAACAACGACUUCACCCAAUGGGAAAUGUACGCAAUCGGCGGCAGCGGGAACCCCACAAUCAACAGCCAAGGCAACCGCUACACCGCCCCAUACGACCGCAACGCCAAGGAGGUAACCAAGCGUGUAGAAACCACCGAGUCCGAGUGGCGCGGCUGGAACUGGCGCUCUGACGGCGACAUCCUCGUCAACGGCGCCUUCUUCAUCACUUCCGGCCAAGGCCUCGAAGUCAAGUACGAGAAGGCUUACAGCGUCGAGCCCAAGUCCGCCGCCCUAAUCGACCAGCUCACUUGGCACGCCGGUCCACUCGGCGUCGGCAGUAGGGACAACAAUUUGGGCAUGUGGACCACUGGCUCUAAUGGCGGUGGUGGCUUUGUUCUUGGGUCUGGCCCGGAUUACACUGACGACAUGUCGGAAAGCCUCUCGCGGAUCCGGUUUCGAUAUUUUGUUAUGGUAUUUUCUUUCUGUGCAUUGGCACUUGCCUUUGUGCCAUGACGACAGAUCGUCUAGUUAUUGAUGUUAACGGCGGGAAGGCCUGAAAUGUAAAGCCAUACAUCAGCCAUUGCAUGCCAGAACUGAGUUUAGUUUAUAGUUUGUUCACAUUUUACUACUACUAAAGUUCUCAACUGUGUUCAACAGUAGAUCGUAUAGUUGAACGGUGUACAAUUUAGCGUUUUACUAAUAGUACACUUAAACUAUGUUCACUUU